UGUAUCACUUUGGUGACAAAUCACGAUUUUUCUUUAGCACACUGUUGUGAUGUUUCCAUGAAAUCCAUCUACAAAUUGUAUCAACAAGCAUUUAAUGUUCUGGCAUGAUCAUUGAAUUGGUUUUUGUGUGUUUAUUUCUUUCAACCUAUUAUUUUUGUCUAUGUGUACAAAAAGUGACACUAACCUCAAUUCAACGAUGACGUUUACCAUUGUGAAGUUGGCCCAACGAAUUUGUGUACUUUGCGAUACAUUUGACCGUACUUUUCACCUUUUUACGCACCGAAUUAUUUUCAAUACUAGUUUAUUUUUUGAAUUUUCAAAUUACUGUAUUGACGAUAUCAAAAUAAAUGGUUAAAACAAGCAGUUACACAACUAAAAAUCGCACAAAUACAUUUGCGAGUGGAGAUUUCGUUAGAAAAUUUUAACGACAACAAAAUAAUGUUAAUCCUUUUGUCCUGCUGGAAUUAAGUUCUAAAUGCAUUUCAACAAUUAUGUUCUAAACACUUAAGCUAUGACGUAUGAUACAGCCAAUUGCGCAUUAUUAUGAAUUUAAACGAACAAACAAUCACGAAAAAUUACAUUUCAUUGAAGCAUAUUCUCAAAAAUUUUAAUUUUACGCAAGGAUCAAAACAAAAUUCAAUCAGAACAGACAAUUAUAGACUUGUGAAAAAAUAGAGACGAUCACGAAACACUUCUUGCAGUCAAACAUACUUACAGCAAUCAUAUAGUUACCAUAGAGAUUUUCUUGCUGAGCCAGCUUUCAGCAUUGAAGAAACAAACGAACGAAAAGAAUUAAAUUAACGCACAACAAACGAUCACUUCAAGAAAGAAAAUGGCUGAUAACAACAUUUAUCAAUUCAAAAUUUCGUUGAAAAAUAUAAAGCCAAAAAUUUGGCGACGCAUUCAAUUGCCAGGUAAUUUCACUUUUGCCGAUUUGCACGAAGCUAUGCAACAUUACAUGGGAUGGAGCGAUUGUCAUUUGCAUGAAUUUAAAGUAAAAAAUCCGAUAACUGGAACAAAGGACACAAUCGGCGUUCCAGAUGAAGAUCGAUUUGGUUUUGGACUUAUGCCCGAAGUCAUUCCCGAAGAAAAUAUCAAGAUCGCACGGUAUUUUGUUUUUGCCAAGGACAAAGCAACAUACUUGUACGAUUUUGGUGAUGGCUGGUACCACGAUAUUGUCUUAGAAAAGAUAAUAGCGCCAGAAGAGGACGUCUCCUAUCCACGAUGCGUUACUGGAAAAAGAGCAUGUCCCCCAGAAGACUGUGGUGGAUAUGCGGGUUACGAAGAUUUGUUGGAAAUAAUUGCCAAUCCUCAGCACAAAGAAUACAAAAGCAAAAUGGAGUGGUUGGCGGAAGUGUACGCAACACCUUUCGAUCCGGAAAAAUUCGAUCUAAAUUCAGUUAAUUGAAUGUUUGGACUUUGGAGCAGUCAACAAAAUAUCAAGGACCAACAUAAUCGCUGAAUCGCUAGACUGGCAUUUUAUAAACUCGAUAAAAUCUGAAAAGUACUUAUUAAGGCAUACUUACUUAAAAAUUACUAUUCCAUUACUCCACAAUUCCUGAUCCAUUCCUUCAAUUCAUUUUCCAUUACUUAUUGAUUAAUUUCCAUUUUUUCCAUUCUUUUC
This is a messenger RNA of Contarinia nasturtii (swede midge), 1624 nucleotides long. RefSeq lists its product as uncharacterized. The record is from RefSeq and is a predicted model, not a curated record. Lineage: Eukaryota; Metazoa; Arthropoda; Insecta; Diptera; Cecidomyiidae. Bases 833 to 1408 code for a protein of 191 amino acids. The transcript has 4 exons.